Molecule: messenger RNA, 1839 nt
Organism: Strongylocentrotus purpuratus (purple sea urchin)
Lineage: Eukaryota; Metazoa; Echinodermata; Echinoidea; Camarodonta; Strongylocentrotidae
Product: C-factor-like
Exons: 6
Coding region: 326-1072 (248 amino acids)
Source: RefSeq, a predicted model, not a curated record
AACUGAGCCUAAACCCGUGCAAACCAAAUAUCAGGACCAUUUGCCCAAAAUGGUGGAAGCGUUAAGCUAACAAAUGAGAUUUAUUAUGUAAUACCCCGUUAUCGGUAUCAGGUAUGAUAAGGACCAUCAACAAAACAAAAGAAUUCUGGACAUCAGUUUAGAAAUGUAAGUUCUUCAAAGGUCAAGUCACUACAUCGUUGAUGAAGUCUCGGCAGCUCUUAAACCCAGCAGUAGAUUGACUGACUGACCUUGUGGAUGGCAUUCACCUCUCGCUACUUCAUCUAAAGAUCCGUUUCACGCUAAACUUCUUGACUCGCCAAAUAGAAUGCGGACUGUGUUGAUCACUGGGACCAGCCGCGGCAUCGGGCUGGAGUUUGUACGUCAGUUAGCUCUCCUUCAACCAGGCCCAGAGUUCAUCUUCGCUUCCUGCAGGGCACCGCAUCAUGCUAAGGAACUCCAAGCUAUUGCAGCUGCCCACAGAAAUGUCAAGAUCUUGGAGAUAGAUGUGCAAGAUGAAUCUACUUACGGGCCUGCGGUUGAAACCGUGUCAAACCUGGUAGGCGCUAUGGGUCUCAACGUCCUUAUAAACAACGCUGGAAUCGUCUUCAAUGAAAGCUACGAAACGGUCAGCAGAGAGGUACUCUUCAAGCUCAUGGACUCCAACUUCAUUAGUCCAUUGCGAUUGACGCAGGCCUUCCUCCCUUUGUUACGUCAGGGAGCGCUGAGUAGCCCAGUGGAUAGCUUCAGUGUAGAAAGAGGUGCAGUAAUCAAUAUGACAUCAGGUUUGUCUAGCAUAUCUGAAAACACUACAGAAGGACAUGCUGGACAUAGAGAGAGUAAGGCUGCCCUUAACAUGUUCACCAAAAGCCUUAGUCUACUACUGGAAGGAGAUAAGAUCCUAGUCGUAAGCCAGAACCCUGGGUACGUUAAGACUGACGGGGGAGGCCCCGGCGCCAAGAUCACUCCUCAGGAAUCCGUAACCGUCAUGCUGAAGAUAUUUUCUCUUCUUUCCGAGGAAUACACAGGGAGUUUCCUGGCACACAGAAUUCCAUUGCAAAAGUGUAAAUUUUGAACAUUCCAACAGUAUCUGUUAUUUUGUUUUCAUUUAUUUUUAGGCAAAGGGGUGUUAUCUGAUAUAAGACACUAAACUCGUGAGGAAUGAACACAAGUACGGCUCGUUCAGAAAUGGCGCGUUAACCCACCGCAACAAAAACCGCCGCAUGUUAUAGUACGUGCACAUGAAUGUCAACUGCGCACAACAAAGAUCCUUCAAGUUUCAACUGAGCUCUGUCAUUGUUUGUGUUGUAACAUACAGAAAUAGGAAGCAUACUAUUACACGUUACGUCAUAAAAACAGUUGACUGCUUCAAAGCUGAACGAGGUUUUAGGUCAGUGGUACAUGGGGCGUCAUUUACCUGACACAUCUGACGCGAUACUGCGUCAUCGAUUGGAGCUGCCCCAUUCGACACUCCAUAUGAAAGUGAUAUUGUCCCCAAAGUCAAUCAUGUGAUUAAAAUGCCGCCAUAACACUUAUACACAUAUCGCAUUGCUAAAAAAUUAAUAAAACACAAUAUAAAAAAUCACCUUAACAUCAAUUUCAAUACCCUAUUGUAUUUCUGUACCAUAGAAGUCAUGUUCAAACAUUGAAUUAGUUGACGCACAAGACAUUUGAUAUUGCUUGGACUUGAUUUUCGAAAGUAGUCGCUGCCGUUUUGUUUUUGUUUAGUUUGUUACCCCCCCCCCCCCCCCCCCCACACCGUCAUUAGCCUUUAUUUCAUUUCACUGUAAAUAUGUUGAAAAUACAUUGGUUAACCAGAAGUAUAAAGCAUUACCCUACCUU